AAGCUCAAAAUCUAAUCUAAUCGUACCAUCGUUCUGUCUGGAGUGAUCAACUUUUACCAAAAUCAAUCGAGUGUUUGUUAUUUUGGCCAUUGUUUUCCGGUUACGUCGUCGUCGUCGUAUCAUUAGCGAUGAAAGUGUCAUCGAUAUUUAUUUAUCCAAAAUUGUGUAAAUAAAAAUCUCUUUCGCCAAACUCCUGACUCGAGUGUUUGACCAAAUCAUUGACUCGUUCGUUCAAAUACCUCUCGAUGCAGAUUUCGUCGAACUUUUAUAUGACCUGUAUUUGUUGUCCGAGUGCAAUUUACGUUACAAACAAAACAUUACCCAGUUCUGUGAUAAAAUCAGGUAUAAUGUAGAGAAUAUGCUUUAUUAGUCGUUAUGUGUUCAUUUUUGGUCCGGUAGUGUGAGUAUGGAUUAAGUAUGAAUCCUAUGUUCACGUCUUAUUCCAUUAAAACACAGAGCCCUAGAACGCAGAAUGUCGACGAUAUUACUCAUGUCCUCAGUAAUAAUUUGGCUGCGAUUAAUUUAAAUGUUAAUAUUCAACAAUCUCCUAAAAAAGAAAUCGCAAACAUUCCUCAUUUUUGUGAAAAUACCAAUAGCGUUGUGACUUAUAUUAAUGAUUGUGUUAUAAAUAACGGAGAUUUAGCACCCAUUUACUAUCCCGCUGCUGACUGCACAAAUGUGGGCGCUGUGUUAAAUGGAGGUGAAGAUAAGCCAAACGCCAAGAUGUUAGGUUCUAACAAGAAUGCAUCUUUAUUCCAAAAUGCUUCACUAGUGCAAGAAUUCAUUCCAAGAAAUAAAAUUAAUAAUGCUCACAAAGAACCAGUUUCCAAACUUACAGAUACUAAUUUAUUAGACGCGAAUAACAAGAAACACGGUUCUGUUUCUACAUUCCAGGACUUAUCAGUGGCAUCUGUUCCCGAAUUUAUUCCACGAGGAGCGUACACGAAAAGUAUUAGCGAUCCAGUUGUAUCUGAUACUCCUUUACCUGAUUCGCCAACCUUGAAUGACGAAUUAAUCAACGCAUAUGCUGACCAAAGUCUCGAAGAUGAUCCAUCCGCAGCUAGUAUUACCACCUAUCAAGAGAACGUCAACGGCACCGUGUACUUUUACACUGCACCUUUAACCAGUAGUAACACAAGCCCAGUCGAUGGUCUUUCAACCUCACCUACUCUGAAAGCCGAUCCUGCUGUUGAUCCUAUGAUUAACGCGUCCACAGUUGUAGCGAACGGUGUUGCACCUCUAGCGAUGGCUCACCAACCCAUCAUUUCCGAUCCGGCCUCGUCCGUUUAUUAUAUUCAAGACGGUCUAGCUCCCGAAUUGAUCAUGUUACAAUCGACUAAUAAUUUAUAUCCGCCUAUACCCGAAAAAGUUGGCGAAAAUUAUUGUAACAUCGAACCACUGGAACCGUUACCAGCGGUACCAUCGGGUGUUUUGAGCGGAUAUAUCACAUCGACUUAUAAAGCAACUCACGUUAAAACCGGUGUUAAUUAUUUCAUGAGAAGAAUUCACGGUGUUUCGUUGCCCAGUACGAAAUGCAACGCAUUGGUCAAUAAUUGGAAAAAACUUAGUCAUACGAAUUUAGUGCAUUUAAGAGAGAUGAUUGUCACUCGUGAUUUUGGAGAUAAUUCCAUCGUUUUCGUCUACGAUUACUACGCCGACUCCGAAACGCUUCUAGCUAGACAUUUCUCGUCUCAAAACGAAGGCCUGAACGACACUUUCAGUUCCGAUCCGAACGCACCACGUCCAUAUAGUCACACGAAAAACGCUUUAUUACGCCAACAGCACAGUAGUACUAUGUUGCCGGAGAGUAUUCUAUGGAGUUACGCGAUCCAGUUGACGGGCGCCUUGAGAGUUAUUCACGCAGCUGGUCUGUCAUGCCGGUGUCUCGAUGCUAGCAAAGUGAUUAUAACUAAUCGUAAUAGAGUUCGAUUGAGCGGAGUUUGCGUAUUCGAUGUCAUUCUUUACGAUCACUCUCCAGCCAAUCGUUUACAGCUGACUUCGCAUUUCCAGCAAGAAGAUCUGUCAGAAUUGGGUAAACUUUUACUCGCCUUGGCCUGCGGUUCUUUGAUCGCUAUUCAAAAAGAAAACUUGCAAACGUCAUUGGAAGUUAUGUCCCGCACAUACUCGAAUGAUAUUCGCAAUCUUAUAGCGUACCUAUUGCAUAGCAACCAACGACGAAGCAUUCUCGAACUCAUGCCCAUGAUCGGCGCUCGAUUUUAUUCGCAAAUCGAUGCGAUGCAAUUACAAUGCGAUAUUCUGGAUACUGAAAUUCGCAAAGAAAACGACUACGCCAAAUUAUUAAAAUUGGUCAUCAAAUUGGCCUGCGUCAAUGAAUGGCCCGACGUUAACUUGGAACAACCCUGGGCCGAAACAGGCGACAGAUACAUGCUAACUUUAUUCCGCGAUUAUCUCUAUCAUCAAAUGUCCGAAGAUCGAAGACCGUGGAUCGAUAUCAAUCAAAUUAUACAUUCCUUGAAUAAAUUAUUAGACGGGUCGUCGGAAAAGAUAUGCUUAGUGCCUCGUAACGAAGAAACAGUGCUGGUUAUGUCGUACGAUGAAAUGAAACAAUGUUUCGAAAGAUCAUUCAGCGAAUUAUCCGAAAUGGCCGCCUAUGUAACGGAGGAUUCGACGGAAAAAGGACAAAAUGCGCAAGAUACUUAAUCGAUUAUCUCUUCUCUUUUUUUUCUCUUUUGAAAUUUUUUGUUCUCUGUCUGUCUCUCUCUCUCUUUUUCUGUCUCUCUUUCUACAUAUUUAUUUUUUUUUCAAACGGAUUAUUCAAAAAGAAAAAAUUCACAGAAAAAAAACAUAUCAAGUAUAGAUUUUGUUAUUGUUUUAAAUCUUACGGCUUUUUAAUUUCGUUUUAAUCAAAUUCUUAUUUGAAUGUUGUUGAAUUUUACGAAUUUUUUUCUUUUUUUUAACGUAGUUUUUAAUGUGUCGAAGUUCGUUUUACCCAAAUAUCGAUCGUUGAUCGAAAAACACAUCACGUUAUUUUAAAAUGUGACUAAACGCAGUCUUGGAAAAAUUAUUUAAGUUAGAGCAUUUCAAGCUUUGACGUAUUUUUCGCUUAGAAGCAUAUUAUUUUUCUUCCCGUGUUUUAUCGUAAUAUCUACGUAUUUACGAUCGUUAAUAAGUGAUUUCAGGAACACGUAUUCACCGGUUUUUGUUUCCAACACACAAGCACGUGCGCUCGCUAGCGCGCAGAUAACAAAAUGAAUUUUUACUCUGUGAUUAACGUGUAUAAAUAAUCGUGUAACAUAAUAUUAUGGUCAGAUCGCUGGACUGUACGCGAUAAAUCGCAUUGGCCUAAUUUUGCUAAAAGAGAAGAUUUUCUGGACGACGUGGAACUGUGAUAUCGCCUCCGUUCAUAAUCCGUACGUACGUAUUUUGCGUGAAUAAUUGUCGAUGGUUGUGAGUACAUUAUGAAAAAGAAGCAAGAAAACUUGAAGAAAAGCUCCAUUGUGGGGGCUUUUAUUGCGUGUUUUAAUGUUGUACUAUAAUCAGUAUUCUUCGCGAAGGUUCGCGCCGUUGUUGAUGAUUUGUUUAAGUAUGGAAAAGCACCGGUUUUAAAUGGAUAAGUGUAUAAUUGUAGUUGGGUACUUAAGAGGCGGCCAUUUUUUCCCUCAACAUAUCAUCGCAGUAUGUCCGACGUGUGGGUGUGUGUAUGGUAUACUCGUUCGUAUUUUCCACUACAUCGAAUACAGUCCAUUUUUCAAAUAGCUCGUCUUCCACAGAAUGUAUCCAGAUGUUUUAGUAGUGUUGUAUACUUUUAAUUUUGUUAUUUUGGCAUUUAGAUGUACAAAGAGUAAAGCCGGUAUCGUGUAAAUAUUUUUUACGUAAGCCCCUUCCUCCUCAUCCUCAUCCUUCUCUUCUACUCCCCUCUCUCCGAUCCUCCAUCGUAUACGAGAUACGAAUUAGACGUUACUGUACCGGUCACUGUUGUAGGUGUGCUGACCUCCGAUAUUAUGAACGAGGGUUUUCGUCGUAUCUUCUAUCCAAUCCAAUCACCUCUAUUUUGAUGAUGGUCUCGCCGAACAAAUCACUAGAGUGUGAAUUUUACUUUAAUCUUAUUUAUUUUUCCUCUUUCCUUUUCUUUUUGUUUUUUUUUUUUUUUAUUAUUUAAUUUAAAUUACUUACAUCAGUUUUACUUUUUUUUUUUUGUUUUUUUUCCUAUUUAUGAUCAAUGAAGUUUUGGUUUAUUAUUUACCGCCGCCGCACCCGACGGUGUAUGUUGAUGAUUUGUUUUCAACGGAUACCCCUCCUUCCCCUUCUCUCUUAUAUUUUCCCAUCUCCGAGGUAUCUGGAAUACGUUACUUCUUCUAUACGAGUCCUAUUUUAUCUCUUUUUCGAAUAAUUACAAAAAAUUGCAACGAUGUUUGAGCAUAAACAGUAUUUAAAAAUUGUAUUGUUUUUCAACAAGUUACUAAUAGCGGUUAAUGUUUUUUUUUUACGAUAUUUCGAUUGGUAAUUUAAAACCAAGACUGAGAAAUUUAUUUUAAGUUAUUGUGAAAAAAUUUCUUUAAAAAAAUUAUAUAAAUGUUUUCAAAAUA
Molecule: messenger RNA, 4547 nt
Organism: Planococcus citri (citrus mealybug)
Lineage: Eukaryota; Metazoa; Arthropoda; Insecta; Hemiptera; Pseudococcidae
Gene: PAN3
Product: Poly(A) specific ribonuclease subunit PAN3
Exons: 15
Coding region: 418-2661 (747 amino acids)
Biological process (GO): mRNA processing; nuclear-transcribed mRNA poly(A) tail shortening
Cellular component (GO): P-body; PAN complex
Molecular function (GO): poly(A) binding
Source: RefSeq, a predicted model, not a curated record